AUGAGUAGUCGGACGAGCCGCACUCUCUAUGUCGGGAACCUUCCUGGUGAUAUUCGGGAAAGAGAAGUCGAAGAUCUCUUCUACAAGGUUCGUUCGUACUCGUCAUGGCUGUCCUAGUUUUUUCUUUAGAAACUUUGUACCGUGAAUAGAUGUAGAGAGUUUUUCUUGAGAAAGUCUUGCCGUUUAUAAUCCACUCUCCCAUCGAUCUGGAGAGAUAUUAGGCGGAUAUUCUGUUCUGUCUUUGCUCAAUUUUGUUGUUCAUCUUUUUACUUCGUGUAAGCUUCACUUUUCUUCACGCAUGAUCCGCUUUCUUUCUUUUGGUCUUAAUUUUUUUUUUAUAUAUGGAUUUAAAUGUGAUUUAUGUGGGCAAUGGCAUAUGCUGGUGUUUUUGUGGGAACUUUAAAGACUUUCAUUUCUUUCAUAUGUUAUAUGGUACCUGCUGUCAGAAUGCACCAUGCUUUUUUCUCCUCAUUGUUGAGUCACUUCUGAUUUUUGAUUUCAUGUUUCUGUGAGAAAAUAUUGCGUCUCGCUUUUGUAGCCUUUUUUGGCUGAUGUAUGUGCUAUGAAGCUUCUUAUUGGUUACUGAAACAGCUGUGAUUAUUUUUCUCGUUAUUCUUGUUUCACUAGCAGUUGACUUCAAGCAAAUAUAGUCUUCGAUUUAAAGAAUAUAUUGGUUUUUGCGUACAAUAUAUAUGAUUAAGAAUCAUUUUCUUUUUUCUGUGAACAGUAUGGCCCUAUUGUUGAUAUCGAUCUGAAGAUUCCUCCGCGACCUCCAGGUUAUGCUUUUGUUGAGGUAAUUUAACCAUCUCAGAAAUGUGUGCCAAGAAGCGUUUUUUAAAUUACAUACUUGCUUUCACUGAAAAAAUAUGCUCCUUGGUGAAUGUCAGCAUUGAAUAUGAGCUCCUAGAAUCAUUUUCUUUCGUUCUAUCUUAGUUGUGUGGUUAUCGCUCUAUCCCUUUUAUAUCAUAGCAGUCUUGUACAUCUUGAUGGUUGUAGGCUUAUAAAUUUUCUGGGCCUUAUGAAGCCUGGCAAGGACGCAUUCGAUUUUUACUAGGUCUAAACCUGGCCCUAGACUAGCUGGAAAACAGAAUCCAGGCUUAUCCCAUGGGAAGGUUAGUGCCGGUCAGGAUUUGGGAGAGGGAGGCUAGUGGGGAAGUUUAAAUUCUAGAAGGGAAAGGUGGCUUCUGUAGGGGAGGCUGAAUGCGGUCGGGUGGCUGUUGUCUGUUUGUAUUGGAAUGAGGCCCCUCAACACCAUGGUGUAUUCUUUCUGUUCAACGUUCGUUGUUGUCUUAUCACAGUUUGAAGAUGCUCGUGAUGCGGAGGUUGCAAUUCGUGGACGUGAUGGCUAUAAUUUUGAUGGUCAUAGACUUCGGGUAUGCUGUUUUAGUUAUUUAUGUUUUCCAACUUUUCUAAAAAAUCGUUAGGUUUAGACAAGAGUGGUCUUUUUGUUAUUCUCUUUGUGAUUUCAGGUGGAGUUUGCUCAUGGUGGACGUGGCCUUUCAAAUUCAGUUGAUCGUCGUAGCAGCUACAAUAGUAGCAGUAGUAGUCGGGGAGUUUCCAGGCGGUCAGACUAUCGUGGUGAGUAGUAUGGGCAGGAUUACGAUAUCUUGUGUGGAAUAUAUCAUGGCUGCAGCUCUACUUAUUAUUACUUUUUUUUUGUACAGUUCUGGUUACUGGGUUACCAAGUUCUGCUUCGUGGCAAGACCUGAAGGUAGCUUUUAUUUUUUUAUGGUUUGGUAUCUCAAAAUUUAUUAUCCAACAGUGGAUUGAGCUGUAUUGCUUAACUGAUAGGAUCAUAUGAGACGUGCUGGCGAUGUAUGCUUUUCCCAAGUGUUCCGUGAGGGUAAUGGUAAGUGCAGCUUAAUUGUUCUGAUGCCUAGUUGUUUUUCAAUAUUUCUAAAUAGUAUGGGUGGUUGAUAGCCGUAGAUUAUUUUUUAUGAGUAUUAAGAAAAAAGUUUGGACCAAGUUUAGACCACUUACAAGAAUGCAGUAACUAUGGUUUGAACCAUGGCUUUUUGAUGGCCAGGAAAUAUUUCUAGUUGUUCUUAUAUUAAAAAUUAAUAACUGCAUAUCUUUAGGGGAGGCAACGAGAUCAUGGAGGAAAAGGUGGGGGUAUGCCCGUGCUUGAUUUGGGGUUCUCAGUCAGAUGGAAAGGAAGGGGAUAGGUCGUUCUGCUUACCAGUGGAAGGGAAGUCACUGGGAGGGUGUGAGGUGCGUGUCAGAGAGAGGAAAAGAAAGGAGGGUACCCCAUAGGAAGGAGAGUGCAUCUAUGGGAGUGGGAAAAGGGUGUCGGUUUAAGAUCAUACAAGGUCUUAUUUUAGCUCUGGACUGAAUUUGACAGCAAGCGCAAAGAGGGAGGAGGGACUAUCUUGGCCUCUGGUUGGCGAAGCCCUUUCAAAUAUGUAUGCGAAUAUGUAUGCAAAUACACACUCACACAAUUUUUUUCCUAGGUGAUGCCCUUAAAACUUAGCUUUCAAUGAUAAUUCAUUCUGUCUGAUGCAAAUGAUUUAUCUGGCACCAUCACUGGAAUGUCUGGCGAUCUGUUGUAUGGUGCAGUAGAAGCCCAUCUUUGCUAGUUUCUAUAUUUUAUUUUCUUUCUGUUGGAAGUAACUGGAUUUCAAAAAAGUUGCUGAGUUGAAUCAUAGUUUGUUAAGGUGACCAAGGUGAGUAAGAUGAUUUCUAGAUUAGAUAUUUUUAAGUAAUUCUUACUAGUUAACGAGAUGAAUUAUUUGGAAAAUGAGAUGAAGUAUGAGACACUGUUCCCGUGGUGUUAAAUUCCCAAAGAUAGAUAUGCACAUAAAGUUUCCGUUUUUUUUGAGAGAUCAAUAUUCAUUUGAAAUCUGAAUUUUAUUUCAAAUCUCAGGUUUCGUUGAGGGACGAUCUGGUAGUGUAAUCUCUAUCAGAUAAUAUGAAUGACGUGAAGGAGAGUUCUAAUUGGGAAAAAUAUUUUGGCUGAACGUGAGAAGUGGGUUGAAAUGGAAUAGCCUACUCUCAGACAGCUAUUUACAUUCUGUCAUUCACGUUUGGUUGAACACAGGACUCACGAGAAUAUGCUCAUUGUAUUUCUUGUCAAAUGCAAAUGGCUACACUUGUCCUAGUAAAUGGCCGUUCAGUACUGAAGCUUGGAUUGCCCAAAUGGUGCAGUCUGAGUUCAUGACCUAAAAAACGAACUCAUGUUAGUGCCUUGUUGGUUUGUGUUUAAGCUUUGUUAGUGCUUAGGCAUUGCCGUUAUGGUCUAGGCUGGCUUUUUCCCUUGAAAAAAACAGUUCAACGGAUACGAUUCCUGAUCAUUACAGAAACAGGUGCUGGUAUAGGAAUUGUUGUGCGUCCCAUAGAUUUCUCAAUUUUAUUAUUUCACAUUGUUUUGGUUCUUUUCUUACAUUUUUCUUAGGUUUGAUUUAUUUUCUUUGGUACCAAAUUGUUUGUUGGGCUUGAUACAUUGCCAUAGAUGUUACUUUUAUUUUUCUUAUUCUUCAGAAAUCUUCACAUAACAUAUUUAUUUUUCCAACAUAUCUGGUUGAAAGUUCCCAUAAAGUCAUUUUCUUCAUUUAUAAUUCUUAUUUUUGCCCGAGUAAAAUACUGUUGGCUUGCCUUUUUUGCGUUAAACUUAAAUUUAUCAUGGUUUACUCUAUAUGCUUUUGUUUAGCAGGAACCACAGGGAUCGUGGAUUACACUAAUUAUGAUGAUAUGAAAUACGCUGUAUGUUAGUUAAUCUUAUAAUUCAUUGUUCAUAACUUGCAGUGCUAUCUGUACACCUGUCUUGAACACUUGACAAAUCAUCUUUAAUGUCAAAUCCUGCAGAUUCGGAAACUUGAUGACUCUGAGUUUCGAAAUGCAUUUUCGCGGUCAUAUAUACGGGUAAUUUUCAUGAUUUCUUAAAAACUUAUUCAAUGUGAUCACAUUAUGGAAGAAGGCAUGUGUAAUCAGAUAUCAUAUGCUUUUCUUAUGUAGGUGAAGGAAUAUGAUUCGAAGCGCAGUCUUUCCAGGAGCCGCAGUCGGUCCUACUCCAGGAGCCCUAGCCCAAGGCGCAGUAGAAGCAGGAGUCAGAGGUUUUGUGCCAGUACUUUGUUAUUUUUCUGGUAGAGAAGGGUUGCAGGUUGUCAAUAAUUUUAAUUUUUUUAGCAGCAAGUCUCCCGUGGCAAAAUAUUCUAGGCGUUCUCCUUCCAGAUCUCGAUCAAGAUCUGUUUCGUCACGUUCUCCUUCAUUAUCGAACAAACGUUCUAUGUCAAGGUUCGUUUACCAUCUUAUACCCUCGGAAUUUGAUGCAUUCAAUUUAGGUUAACCAGGAAACUCAUUGUUGCUCGUUUUUUAUCUCCGGGUUUUGUCUGCAUAGUUCCUUCAGCGGCAGAUUUUACUCCUUGUUUGGAGGCUUUAAAUAAUGUGCUUAAUUAGCAUUGUAAGCAGUGACCUCUGAUGCCUUCUGAUUGACGCUGUUGGUUUGAAAUGAUGCCAUUUGUUGUCCGCAGAUUCAGUGUUCCUCUAACAGUUAUUGCAGCACCUGGCUUCCCCUGUUCCUCCACUAAAUACUGUUUUUUUUCCUACUGCACUUAUCUUUCCUUCAAAAUGGAUCUCAAUCGUUGUCUGAGCAGGUUCGACGUAAGGUAUCAUUUAACUUUACUCUUUCACGCCUUUCAGUGUAUGGCCUCAAUAUAAUAGUCAUCGGCUUGAGGACAGUCAUUGAGAAAAAUGUGCCCUUUGGUCAGAAAUCAGGCAACACAUCUUCCGUUUUUUGAAAAUACUAAAUUUCGACUGUCUUGAUGAACGUCACGGUGGAUGUUUUCACCUCGUCCCAUGUUAUUUCUCCGUUUGGAAUUUGUUUCUGCAGAAGUCAAGCGGGAUCUUUAAGAACCUGUCAAAAGCUGCCCAAUUAUCCUUUGCUGUGUUUUGAAAAUUGUCUUGUUUGCUUUCUAGAUAUGGGCAUAUGCGGCGAUGUGGGGAAUGCGUAUUAGGGGACUUGGGAUUUGGCGCAUAUGCCUGCAACUCUUGGUUGCUGUUGAUAUACGCUGUUUCAUGAGUGAGCAGCUCUGGAAACACAAACCCAUUUCAAUUUUUAUUCUCAUCAAGCCAUAUAAUUCGUGCCCUUUGGAGAAAAGUGAGGCAAAGAGGAUGAACUGUGUUUUCUCAAAGCGGGAUGUUAUUGCUUGGAUAUGGAUGGGCCAGAUGCUUGUUCAAGCAUUCUCGAAAACGAUCACACCCGUAGGAGUGGCUCUCCGCGAGGAAUUGUUUAUCAAAAUUUGGAUGCUAUAUAGUUCGAAAAAAAUGGAUCGAGAUUUAUCUUGCUAGAUAUGGCGCCGUUGCAAUUUUUUCUUAAAAAAACGGUGGAGUUGGCUGCAUCCUUUUCGUGGCUCAUAGAUGAUUCAUAUUCUCUGCCACUCAGGUGAACUAUUCCUGCAUCAAGGCAUUAGAAUAGUUCAACUGCCACGAUUCUCUUUUAUAUAAAAGCAAUUGUUCAAGUAAUGUGAACUUUAUUUCUGUUCCAAUAUAGUAAACCCUGAUGUGGGAGGGGCAUCGAGGAUCUUGGAUCGAGGUUCUUAAGGUGUCGCGGAUAUUGAAAUUCGGUUGUUUCUGGAAAUUUUUUGCAGAUCUCGAUCAAAAUCCAAAUCUCCGUCACCUCCUGUAAGUGGUUAUCACUUUACCCUGCCAAUUAUUUCUCUCGUUGUUCAUCUAAUCUUGAGGUUCUGCAGCAGCAGUCCCCUGUCAAGCAGGUGAGCAGAAGCCCCAAGGAAAAAACUCCCAGCAGGAGCAAGAGCAAGAGCAGGAGCAGGAGCAGGAGCAGGAGCAGGAGCUUGUCAGGUCCUCAGCCUCCCUUCCCCCUACACACCCACCCAUACCAGCGAAAUUUUCUGUUUUAUUCUGAUGCGUGGUAUAUCUACUUGUGCAGGUGAAAUGUAGUCCUCCAUGUAGAACCCGUUGACUCUGGGCGGAAAAAGACGGAGAGGUGGUCUAGUUCCCACUGGGGAUGGACGGCCACUGAAGCUCCUCAGUUACGUUCUCCAUAAUAUCGCACUGUUUGUGGUCUAGUCGUUGAAGUUCCUAGCCGCUAUGACUGGUACUCUGGGCCUUGCCCUCUCUCUCUCUCUCUCGCUCGUUUUAGAAUGAUAAUACAUCUGGGUCUGUGACUCUGGGUAUCGUUUUUUAUGUUCUGAUGAAUUGUGGGCCUCUUAUCGGAACACUGUCAGGUUUAUUUCGAUGGUAUCAUAGCGUUGACCUAGAUUUCAAACCAGUCGGGCGAGCUUACAGAAACCCUAAAUCACGCAGACGUCAAGAGGGUCUAUGAGUAGCAAUCUUGAUAAGUAGGGAUAUAUCAACGAGGAGGUUAUUGGAAGAGUGUUUCCCCCGCAAGAUUUCAAUUUUUUUAUGCUUGUAGGAAACCAUAUGCCAAGCAUAUCAUGGUUUUAUAAGUAAUUUGGGCAAAUAGUUUGAAUUUCUUACAGGGUUGGACUAUUCGUCGCGCAUGCUGUGUCUCACAAAGCCUAGGUGUUGUAUUCUGUGGAAAGAAAAUUGAGGGAAAGGGGAAUCCACAGAAAUACAUUAG
Messenger RNA from Spirodela intermedia, 6535 nucleotides. NCBI's taxonomy places the organism in Eukaryota, Viridiplantae, Streptophyta, Magnoliopsida, Alismatales, Araceae. The record is from the annotation of a GenBank genome assembly.